AUGGCAGCCACUGAGAUCUCUGUCCUUUCUGAGCAAUUCACCAAAAUCAAAGAACUCGAGUUGAUGCCGGAAAAAGGCCUGAAGGAGGAGGAAGAAGACGGAGUGUACAGAGAGAAAGACCAUCGGAGUCCUGGUGAGCUGGAGGCCGAGUGUACCGCUGGGGCCCUCCAGGACAGUGUCCUGGAGGAAGAGCUGGAGCUGGUGCCCGCUUCCUCCGAGGAGAGUGAGAAGCACAUCCUGACCCUGCAGACGGCGCCCUUCACGUCUGAAGCUUUCGAGUUGCAGGAUUUGAGCUUGCUGAGCAUACAGCAGCAGGAAGGGGGGCAGGUGAUGGUGCAGCAGGCUGGCCCUGGGUUGCUGUGGCUUGAGGAGGGGCCCCAGCAGAGCUUGCAGCAGUAUUUGGCCAUUAGUAUCCAGGAAGAGCUGUACUCCCUGCAAGAGAUGGAGGUGUUGCAGCUCCACCUUCUAGAGGAUAAUGUGCUGGCCAGUGAAGAGAGCAAGUUAGCAGCGAGCCUGGCUGAAAGUGCUGGACUGACUAAGCUCCAGGAAAGGCAGGAGAAAGAGCAGUUAUUGCCUGAAAGAAGAUUGGCUGAAAGAACAAAGGAGCAAUUCUUACAUUUGGGAGCGAUGCCAGGAGACAAAGGAAGUGACGAAAUCUUUCUGAAAAUUUCAAAUUUAAACGUGGAAGAACAAGAGGAUCGACCUAUAGCUGUUCCAGCAAAUGUUGAAAAGGCCAAAUCUGCAGAAAAUCAAAGGCAGACAAAGGGAGCAAAACGAACCUUCUGCUGUGAUGUCUGCGUGUUCACCUCUUCAAGAAUGUCAAGUUUUCAUCGUCACAUGAAAACUCACACCAGUGAGAAGCCUCACCUGUGUCACCUCUGCCUGAAAACCUUCCGCACAGCCACUCUGCUACGGAACCAUGUCAAUACCCACACAGGAACCAGGCCCUAUAAGUGUAGCGACUGCAACAUGGCAUUUGUCACCAGUGGAGAACUUGUCCGACACAGACGCUAUAAACAUACUCAUGAGAAACCCUUUAAAUGCUCCAUGUGCAAGUACGCCAGCGUAGAGGCAAGUAAACUGAAGCGCCAUGUCCGAUCCCACACGGGGGAGCGCCCCUUCCAAUGCUGCCAGUGCAGCUACGCCAGCAGAGACACCUACAAACUGAAACGCCACAUGAGAACGCACUCAGGUGAGAAGCCUUACGAAUGCCACGUCUGCCACGCCCGCUUCACCCAGAGUGGGACCAUGAAAAUACAUACUCAGCAGAAACACAACGAAAACGUCCCCAAACACCAGUGUCCCCAUUGUGCCACCAUCAUUGCACGGAAAAGUGACCUACGUGUCCAUAUCCGCAACUUGCAUACUUACAGUGCUGCAGAGCUGAAAUGUCGCUACUGUUCUGCUGUCUUCCAUGAACGCUAUGCCCUCAUUCAGCACCAGAAAACUCAUAAAAAUGAGAAGAGGUUCAAGUGUGAACACUGCAGUUACGCCUGCAAGCAGGCACGUCAUAUGACUGCUCACGUUCGCACCCACACUGGAGAGAAACCAUUCACCUGCCUUUCCUGCAAUAAGUGUUUCCGGCAGAAGCAACUUCUAAAGGUUCACUUCAGGAAAUAUCACGAUGCCAGUUUCAUCCCAGCUGUUUACAAAUGCCCCAAGUGUGACAAAGGCUUUUCCCGCUGGGUGUUGUAUAAGUUAUCUAUUUCUGCAUGACAUAUUACCUCAAAAUAGAGUGGCUUAAAACCACAAACAUUUGUCAUCUGUUAGUUUCUGCAGGUUGGGAACUUGGAGCGGCUUAACUGUGUGGUCCUGGCUCAGGGUCACUCCUGAGGUUGCAGUCAGGGUGUCCACUAGGCUGCAUCAUCCGAAGGCUGGACUGGGGCCAGAGGCUCUGCUUCCAGCAUAGCUUCACCCACCAGCUGCUGGCCCAGGCCUCUCAGUCCUUGCCACAGGGACUUCUGUGCAGGGCUGCUGGAGUGUCCUCCUGACUCAGAGCAAGUGAGAGAGUGCAGGCAGGAAGCCACGGUGCCUUUUGCAAUGUAGUCUUUUAAAUGGCACAACAGCCAGGUAUGGGGGCUCACUCCUGUAAUUGCAGUACUUUGAGAGGCUAAGGCAGGCAGAUAAUUUGAGGCCAGGAGAUUGAGACCAGCCAGGCCAACAUGGUGAAACCCUGUCUCUACUAAAAAAAAAAAAAAAAAAUUAGCCAAGCAUGGUGGUACAUUCUUGUAAUCUCAUCUACUUGGGAGGCUGAGACAGGAGGGUCACUUGAACCUGGGAAAUGGAGGUUGCAGUGAGCUGAGAUGGCACCAGUGGCCUCCAGCCUGGGUGACAGAGCAAGACUCUGUCUCAAAAAAAAAAGUGGCACAUUACUUCUAGUCACAAGAAAUGAAUCAUGGAGUCCCACCCACACUCAAGGAGUGGGGAAUGAAGUUUCUUUUGAAAUUAAGAGCGUCAAAGAAUUUCAGGACAUUUAAAAACCACUGCACAUGGCUAGCUAGAUCCCUGGACCAUGCAGGCUUCAGCCUAACUUUAUAAAAGUUUAAAAAAAGUUGAAUUUUCUGAAGUUGACCAUUAAAAAAAAAAAUCUUUCUUCUUAAAAGAAAACAGUAAUGUAGUUGUGUUUUUCUGAGUGGCACAGUGGGAUAGUUCUGAAAUGUCAAGCCUAUUAGUUUAAAAUUUCAAAUAAAAGCAGUGGCAGUGCUCCCAAAACAGUGUCACUCAUGCUAAAAUUGUAAAGAGUUAAAAUUAGCGAGUAGAAUUAUAAAGAGAAGAAACUGCCCUUUGGUGCAAGAAAUAAGAAUGUAGAGAAAAGAACAAGUCUGC
Messenger RNA from Sapajus apella (tufted capuchin), 2826 nucleotides. RefSeq names its product CCCTC-binding factor like (gene CTCFL). Gene Ontology annotation, molecular function: DNA-binding transcription factor activity, RNA polymerase II-specific; RNA polymerase II transcription regulatory region sequence-specific DNA binding. The transcript has 9 exons. The record is from RefSeq and is a predicted model, not a curated record. Gene Ontology annotation, cellular component: nucleus. Bases 1 to 1716 code for a protein of 571 amino acids. NCBI's taxonomy places the organism in Eukaryota, Metazoa, Chordata, Mammalia, Primates, Cebidae. Gene Ontology annotation, biological process: regulation of transcription by RNA polymerase II.